AUGAGGGGAGUGGGCCUGGGCUGCAGAGAAGGGUUGGGGUGGGGUUAUGAGGAGAGUGGGGCUGGAGAGAAGGGUUGGGGUGGGGUUAUGAGGAGAGUGGGCCUGGGCUGCAGAGAAGGGUUGGGGUGGGGUUAUGAGGAGAGUGGGCCUGGGCUGCAGAGAAGGGUUGGGGUGGGGUUAUGAGGAGAGUGGGGCUGAAGAGAAGGGUUGGGGUGGGGUUAUGAGGAGAGUGGGGCUGGAGAGAAGGGUUGGGGUGGGGUUAUGA
Messenger RNA from Coregonus sp. 'balchen', 265 nucleotides. The record is from the annotation of a GenBank genome assembly. NCBI's taxonomy places the organism in Eukaryota, Metazoa, Chordata, Actinopteri, Salmoniformes, Salmonidae.